Messenger RNA from Talaromyces stipitatus ATCC 10500, 639 nucleotides. Its product is annotated as mitochondrial DnaJ chaperone (Tim14), putative. Lineage: Eukaryota; Fungi; Ascomycota; Eurotiomycetes; Eurotiales; Trichocomaceae. Gene Ontology annotation, cellular component: PAM complex, Tim23 associated import motor. The record is from RefSeq and is a predicted model, not a curated record. Gene Ontology annotation, biological process: protein import into mitochondrial matrix. The transcript has 4 exons. Bases 87 to 404 code for a protein of 105 amino acids. Gene Ontology annotation, molecular function: ATPase activator activity.
GCCCUGAAGGACUAUGCUCACUGACCCAGUCUCAAGCACCACAACUCUGUUACUGUCGCAGUUAUUAUUUUAAAAAUCGAUUGAUAAUGGCUUCCGCGUUCCUGGUUGGCCUUGGAUUGGCCACCUCCGCUUUUCUGGGUCGUGCCGGAUAUGUUGCUCUUCAGCGUUACCGAGGAGGUGUGAAUAAGGUCGGCCGUGCUUUUUACAAGGGUGGCUUCGAACCCAAAAUGACCCGUCGCGAGGCUUCAUUAAUCUUGGAACUAUCAGAGCGAACAUUGACCAAGGACAAAGUCCGCAAAAACCAUCGCCAGCUCAUGCUCCUUAACCAUCCCGACCGAGGCGGAAGCCCUUACUUGGCCACGAAAAUCAACGAGGCGAAGGAAUUGCUCGAUAAGACUCUAUAAUGAUGAUACACAUGUCUCGGCUUUUGCGUGUCUACUCACCCGGUGGUUAGACACGGCCUGCACAAGGAUAUGGUAUCAGUUGAAGGUGCCUCUACUUGUCACCAUAUAUAUACUUUGGUUGUACAUUGGGUUGCAUAGCAUGGCGUUUUUUGAUUUGAUUGCAAUGUAUGAUAUCUGUGACAGACUCGCCUCUCUAGCCUAUUUCUCAAGUAACAUGUAUAUUAUUCAAUGACCC